AUGUUCUCGUUUAUGCUUUUCCCCACACUGUUUCCAACUGUAUUUCCUGAACCCAAGCAGCAACACUGGAUCUGCAACUCCUCUGAUUUAAGUGUUUGGUACACCUACUGUGAUAACAUGAAAUACCCUAUUUCGAUAAUUCCUACACCAUGUGUAUCACUGAAAGGAAGCAAAGGACAGUUGCACCUUUCCUACAUUCCAAGGAGAGACAUGAAAAAAUUGUACUUCAAUCUCUAUGUAUCUAUCAACUCCUUGGACUUUCCAAAGCGCAAAGAAGUUAUUUGUCGGGGAUCCGAUGAUGAUUAUUCUUUUUGCAGAGCACUCAAAGGAGAGACUAUAAAUACAACAAUAUCAUUCUCCUACAAGGGACUAAAAUUUUCUAAGGGACAAUACAGAGUUGUUGCUGAAGCCAUAACCGGAAGUGCUGAAGAAAUGCUCUUUUGUUUGAAUUUUACUCUCAUACAUUCAUCUGAAUAG
Elephantulus edwardii (Cape elephant shrew) is the source of this 477-nucleotide messenger RNA. It is a transcript of the gene LY96, whose product is annotated as lymphocyte antigen 96. Gene Ontology annotation, biological process: positive regulation of lipopolysaccharide-mediated signaling pathway; toll-like receptor 4 signaling pathway; detection of lipopolysaccharide. The coding region runs from base 1 to 477 and encodes 158 amino acids. Gene Ontology annotation, cellular component: lipopolysaccharide receptor complex. Lineage: Eukaryota; Metazoa; Chordata; Mammalia; Macroscelidea; Macroscelididae. The transcript has 5 exons. Gene Ontology annotation, molecular function: lipopolysaccharide binding; lipopolysaccharide immune receptor activity; Toll-like receptor 4 binding. The record is from RefSeq and is a predicted model, not a curated record.